Spea bombifrons (plains spadefoot toad) is the source of this 648-nucleotide messenger RNA. RefSeq names its product BRICK1 subunit of SCAR/WAVE actin nucleating complex (gene BRK1). Gene Ontology annotation, molecular function: protein-containing complex binding. Bases 90 to 317 code for a protein of 75 amino acids. The record is from RefSeq and is a predicted model, not a curated record. The transcript has 3 exons. Lineage: Eukaryota; Metazoa; Chordata; Amphibia; Anura; Pelobatidae. Gene Ontology annotation, biological process: cell motility; actin filament organization; regulation of actin polymerization or depolymerization. Gene Ontology annotation, cellular component: SCAR complex.
GCUUCACACGCCCAGUAGGCGGCUCCACAGUGCUCAUUCACCUCCUUCCCCUUACAGUCCAGCUGAUACCGUGCGAAGACGGGCAGAUAAUGGCCAGCCAGGAGGACCCCGUGCAGAGGGAGAUCCAUCAGGACUGGGCCAACCGGGAGUACAUCGAGGUGAUCACCAGCAGCAUUAAGAAGAUCGCCGAUUUCCUCAACUCCUUCGAUAUGUCCUGUCGUUCACGGUUGGCAACCUUAAAUGAAAAGCUGACAGCCUUGGAAAGACGAAUCGAGUACAUAGAAGCAAGGGUCACCAAAGGCGAAACUCUUACAUAGAACUUAAGACGAUGCCGCAACGGCCGCAAUCCUCACACUGAAAUAUUUUAUAUAAAAUAUGUUGUGGACUCUUUUUGUCCCCACCUAGGCCUAAAAAAAAAUCUUUAACUUACUGUGGACUUCACUUUCAUUCCUUUACAAUGAGAAAGUACGUCAUGUUCUCAAGUAUUUGUAUUCUACGUUCUGCUUGUUCAUUCCUGAAUUCUAUCAUUUUGAUUUAUGAGCCGAAUUCCACUGUAUAGAGAGAAUGUAACCCACAGCUUUAUCUGUUCUGUACAAUAUUCUGCAGCUUUUUAUUAGUAAAACAGAAUUGACUUUUGGAACAUGAAAA